AUGGCGGAUCGCAACGGCGUCAAGCGCGUGGUGCUGACCAGCAGCUUUCUGGUCUUCUCUUCCAUCGUAGCGUUCAUCUGCGUGGAGCGGAAGCGCCACCGCCAGCGGAUCUGGCGGCAGCGGAUGGCGUACAAGAAGCUGUCAAAGUCAUCGGACUUGGGGACAUCGUUUGGCUUAGACAUUGGGGGGACACUGGCCAAGAUCGUGUACUUUGAGCACCACGGGGCGAGCAACGACAAGCGGUCGCGCUCGGCUUCGCUGGAUGGAGCAGCCAGAGAGAUGAACAAGUUCCUGCGCGAGCAUCUGUCGUUUGGCUCCACGGGCGUGCAAGACGUGCGGCUGAAGGCGUACUCGACGAUCCUCAAUGGGGUUUUCCAUUUUAUGCAGUUUGAAAGCAGUCGCACUCGAGAAGCGGUCGAGUUUAUCGUGACGAAUGGGAUUCAUCAGUCGCUGAGGAUCUUGCCGUGUACGGGCGGCGGGGCUCACAAGUAUGGACAUGUGUUCAACGAAAUCGCAGGGAUUGAGCUGGAGAAGUACGACGAGAUCAAUUGUACCAUUUUGGGGCUGCAUCUCCUGAUCACGACACUGCCGGACGAAAUGUACACUUUUGAAGUCGUUGAUUUUAAUUCCCUAGCGGCUUCGCGAGCAAAAACGAUCCCACCGGAUGCAGACACAAACGUGUAUCCAUAUCUGCUUGUCAGUAUUGGCUCCGGUGUUAGUGUGCUGUAUGUGAAAGGACCGGAAGACUACGAACGUGUUAGUGGUAGCAGCAUUGGCGGCGGCACGUACUGGGGUCUCUGUCGCCUACUGACUCACUGCGAGUCGUAUGACGAAGCGGUAGAUUUGUGCGUCAGUGGAUCCAAUGAGUCGGUCGACAUGAGUGUGGGAGAUAUCUACGGCGGAGCAUACGACAAGUUUAAUUUGCCGGCGUCGACGGUCGCCAGCAGUUUCGGCAAAAUGAUUUCGGUCUCUCGGGACAGCGUGAGCGAUGCCGACCUUGCGCGGUCGCUGUUGGUUAUGGUUACCCAGAAUAUCGGCCAGGUCGCCUUCCUGAACGCAACGCUGUACAAGACCAAAAACAUCUUUUUCGUAGGUAACUUCCUCCGACACAACAAAAUUUCGUCCAGAACUCUGGCGUAUGCAAUCAAUUUCUGGUCAAAGGGAGCGAUGGAAGCGCGCUUCUGCAAGCACGAAGGCUAUCUCGGGGCACUUGGGGCGUUCGUGCGGCACGCGGAGGUAACAAAUGCUCACGGUGAGGAGUUUGUGUCCGCGACACGAAGGACACGGCCGAUGGCCUAG
Hyaloperonospora brassicae is the source of this 1299-nucleotide messenger RNA. NCBI's taxonomy places the organism in Eukaryota, Oomycota, Peronosporomycetes, Peronosporales, Peronosporaceae. The record is from the annotation of a GenBank genome assembly.